Messenger RNA from Salvelinus fontinalis (brook trout), 2727 nucleotides. Its product is annotated as paired box protein Pax-6. Gene Ontology annotation, biological process: regulation of transcription by RNA polymerase II; anatomical structure development. The transcript is spliced from 14 exons. NCBI's taxonomy places the organism in Eukaryota, Metazoa, Chordata, Actinopteri, Salmoniformes, Salmonidae. The record is from RefSeq and is a predicted model, not a curated record. Gene Ontology annotation, molecular function: DNA-binding transcription factor activity, RNA polymerase II-specific; RNA polymerase II cis-regulatory region sequence-specific DNA binding. Bases 582 to 1994 code for a protein of 470 amino acids.
GGUUAGUGUAGGAAAUAUUGUAUGCGUUCCACGACCGUGGAGCCCUGUGAGUUGCACUUGCCCUCCCUUGCCCUCAUCCAAUAGCAUUUUUAAAGGAAAUAUUCGGUGUAUGUGUGUGCGUGUGUGUGUGUGCGCGCGCGCGUUUAUGUAUAUGUGUGUGUGUGUGCGUGUGUGCGCGCGCGCGCGCGUUUAUGUGUGUGUGUGUGUGUGUGUGUUAGAGAAGGAGAAAUUAAUGUGCAUGUGCAGAGUGAUUAGUGGGUUUGAAAAGCAAGCUCUGGCUCUGCCCCGUUUCCCGCUCUGGCACCACGAAGUAGGAGGAAGUGUUUCGCUAGAAGAUGAUGACAGAGGUCAGGCACUGCUAAUGGGCAACUGAAGAGGAGUGGAGGCGAGGCACAGACCAGGAACACAUACAUUAAUACACUAGUACCAUCACCAAUCAGCAUAGGGAUUUCCAUCUCUAUUCAAGAUCACUUGGAAAAUAUAUACAAGGAAAAGUAUUCGAGGGGGCUAUCCAGCACUGUAGCUCCGUCUCUUUUGCGCUCAGACUUAUCAACAAGGGCUUUGGCUGCAGUGUACACACGAUGCCUCAAAAAGAAUACUAUAACCGGGCCACGUGGGAAUCUGGCGUUGCGUCCAUGAUGCAAAACAGACAAGAGGUGUAUGACAUCUGUAACGAAGGUCACAGCGGAGUGAAUCAGCUUGGCGGAGUGUUCGUCAACGGCAGACCCCUGCCCGACUCAACCAGACAGAAAAUAGUCGAGCUUGCUCACAGUGGCGCGCGGCCGUGCGAUAUAUCCAGGAUUCUGCAGACCCAUGGUGAUGCAAAAGUCCAAGUGCUGGACAAUGAAAACGUGUCAAACGGCUGUGUGAGUAAGAUUCUGGGCAGAUACUAUGAAACUGGCUCCAUCAGACCAAGGGCGAUCGGGGGUAGCAAACCAAGAGUAGCAACUCCCGAGGUGGUCGGAAAAAUUGCCAUAUACAAGAGGGAGUGCCCGUCAAUCUUCGCCUGGGAAAUUCGUGACAGACUGCUUUCAGAGGGGGUCUGCACAAACGAUAAUAUACCCAGUGUAAGUUCAUUGAGUGUGUCAUCGAUAAACAGAGUACUGCGCAACCUGGCUAGCGAAAAGCAACAGAUGGGCGCAGAUGGCAUGUAUGAGAAGUUGAGAAUGCUGAACGGUCAGACUGGGACGUGGGGAACCCGGCCGGGCUGGUACCCCGGAACCUCAGUGCCAGGACAGCCCAACGCAGAUGGUUGCCCACAGUCAGACGGCGGAGGUGAGAACACUAAUUCAAUAAGUUCGAAUGGAGAAGACUCGGAUGAGACCCAAAUGAGACUUCAGCUGAAAAGAAAAUUGCAAAGGAACCGCACUUCGUUCACACAAGAACAGAUAGAAGCGCUUGAGAAAGAGUUUGAACGAACUCACUAUCCAGAUGUUUUCGCAAGGGAAAGACUUGCUGCAAAAAUUGACCUCCCAGAGGCCAGAAUACAGGUGUGGUUUUCAAAUAGAAGGGCAAAGUGGAGGAGGGAGGAGAAACUCCGGAAUCAACGGCGGCAAGCCAGUAACUCCUCCAGUCACAUCCCUAUCAGCAGCAGUUUCAGCACCAGUGUCUACCAGCCCAUCCCACAGCCCACGACACCAGGUUGGAUAUCGUUCUCGUCAGGAUCCAUGUUGGGAAGACCAGACACAGCCCUUACAAACACAUACAGUGCCCUGCCACCUAUGCCAAGCUUCACCAUGGCCAACAACCUGCCUAUGCAAGCUCCUGUGCCCAGCCAGACCUCCUACUCCUGCAUGCUGCCCACCAGUCCCUCAGUCAACGGGCGGAGCUACGACACGUACACCCCUCCUCAUAUGCAGGCACAUAUGAACAGCCAGUCAAUGGCAGGCUCAGGAGGCAACUCAACAGGUCUCAUCUCUCCUGGAGUAUCUGUUCCUGUCCAAGUGCCAGGCAGUGAAGCAGACAUGUCCCAGUACUGGCCCAGGCUACAGUAGAGACACGACUACCGUCAACGUGUGACUCCUCGGAUAUUGUCUUGAAAGAAGAGGCUGUCCAGCAGUAUUUAAUUACAGACAAGAGAAAAUAGACUCUAAAAGACACUAUUUCGUACUGGGAUUUUGCCAUUCUCUAUCAUUCUUUGGAGGCAAAGACUUGAAAAAGAAAAAAAGAGAAAGGACUUCUGUAAAGUGCCCGGUGUAACAUCCUUAAUGGCAGAAAAAAAAUAUCUCUAUUCUCCGUUUCCAACUUAUGUCAUUUUUGGUGUAUUUGUGUAUGGCCAUUUGUAUGUCAUAAUGAAAAAACAACAGCGUGGAUGGACUGUGAAACUGAGUUGUUCCUUGCUUCUGCUGAGAAGAAGAUCAUUUGUGAAGAAUUUUCUGCCAUGAAUAGUUUUUGUCAACAUAUAUCAAGAAGCUCCCCCAGUCUGUGUACAGAAUGUGGACUCUGGUGAAACAAGUUUGUAUCAUUCAAAGGCAGAGCUGGACCAGCAGGUACCAGCUGGGUACGAGAAGUCCAUUUCUCUGUUCUUUUCUUUUCCAAAGCUUUCUGGCAGAAUCAUUGUAAAUGGAAAGCAUUAACCGCUAAAAAAGAGGUGAAAAAAACUUUUGGUAGCAAAAAACUGUAGAUUGUGUCUUCGAUAUAAUUCAGUUUGUUAUGUCGAAAUGUAAGUAUUGGUCUUCCCUAGCAGUCUCCCGGACACAAUUUCUAUAAUAAAGUUAAUUUCAUUUA